Molecule: messenger RNA, 788 nt
Organism: Meira miltonrushii
Lineage: Eukaryota; Fungi; Basidiomycota; Exobasidiomycetes; Exobasidiales; Brachybasidiaceae
Exons: 1
Coding region: 93-728 (211 amino acids)
Cellular component (GO): cytosol
Molecular function (GO): FMN binding; oxidoreductase activity
Source: RefSeq, a predicted model, not a curated record
CCACAAUCUAUCAUCUUCUGAUAUAAAGAAAGAGGUUUGUGUUACUCCCUUCAUCUCUUUGACACCAUCUCAUACAAACAAACAUCCUCAGAAUGGCUACAAAGCCUGCAAUUCCGCUUAUACUCGGGUCAGUACGACCGAACAAUAAUUGUGAUGGAUUGGCAUCUUUCAUCAUAGAUCAAUGGCAUCAAAAAAUCUCAUCAGAAUCCGACUUACCUUCGAUCGUGUCUGCGAAAGAGCUGAUGCCGCCGAAUCUAUCUCUACCAAUAGGACCAUUCGAAGAGCCGCGAUUGUCACAUGGUAUUCAUGCUCCAGAAGAAUAUACAACACCUGAAGUUCAAGAAUGGUCAAAGAUUAUUCGUAGUGCACCUGCUGUCAUCAUCAUCACACCUCAGUAUAAUUGGGGUAUUCCAGGUCAACUAAAAAAUCUCUUGGAUCAUCUAUUCAAUGAAUGGAAUGCAAAACCGUUCUUGAUCAUCACUUAUGGAGGUCAUGGUGGAUCAAAAUGCGCCGAACAACUUUCUUCUGUCAUUCAAAUGGGACUUAAGGCUAAGCUUGUCUGUGAUCCGAUUCAGAUCACAUUGCCGAAAGAAUACAUCUCAGGUGAAAAGCGUGUCAGUCGCGAGAGUAAAGGACAGGAUGAUGCCUUCUUGUUAGAAUACAAGAAUAAUAUUGCAGUUGCCUUGGAUGCUCUGAUCAAUGCAAUCGCUCCGAAGAAGGCAGAAUGAUACGCACACACUCACACCUGUAGUUCUAUAGCACACAAACUUCUCUAGAAUGUAUCAAAA